GGCAGCGGCGGCCCCUGCUCGGCCCCUCCUGGCCGCCAUGAGCGCCGGGCAGGCCGCGGGGGAGGCGGCGGCGGCCCCGGCGCUGCCCAGGGUGCUUUCGGCGCUGUUCUACGGGACGUGCUCCUUCCUCAUCGUGCUGGUCAACAAGGCGCUGCUCAGCGCCUACAGCUUCCCAUCACCAGUGUUUCUUGGAAUUGGACAGAUGGCAGCCACUAUACUUAUCUUGUAUGUGUCAAAAUUAAAUAAUAUUGUUCACUUCCCUGAUUUUGACAAAAGUAUACCUGUGAAGUUGUUUCCUCUGCCUCUGAUUUAUGUUGGAAACCACAUAAGUGGAUUAUCAAGUACCAGCAAACUCAGUUUGCCGAUGUUUACAGUGCUCAGGAAGUUUACCAUUCCACUUACUUUACUGCUGGAAAUCAUCAUACUUGGGAAACGGUACCCACUGAGUAUUAUAGUCAGCGUGUUUGCCAUCAUUCUUGGGGCUUUCAUAGCAGCUGGGUCUGAUCUGUCUUUCAAUCUGGAGGGCUACAUCUUUGUGUUGCUGAAUGAUAUCUUCACAGCAGCAAAUGGAGUUUACACAAAGCAGAAAAUCGAUCCAAAGGAGCUGGGAAAAUACGGUGUCCUGUUCUAUAAUGCUUGUUUCAUGGUGGUUCCAACAGUUAUUAUUAGCUUUUCCACUGGAGACUUUCAGCAGGCAAUACGUUUCCAGCACUGGACAAAUUUUUUAUUUCUCUUUCAAUUUACUCUUUCCUGCUUUUUGGGGUUUCUCUUGAUGUAUUCUACUGUCCUAUGCAGUCAUUACAAUUCUGCACUCACGACGACAGUAGUUGGUGCCAUCAAGAAUAUAUCCAUCGCUUACAUUGGAAUGUUGAUUGGUGGAGAUUACAUAUUCUCUGUGCUAAACUUUAUAGGCCUAAAUAUUUGCAUGGCAGGAGGACUGAGGUACUCAUUUUUAACACUGAGAGGAAGCAGCCAGCCUGCACGACCUGGGGAUGAAGAGAAUGCACUUCCUGCCUCCAAGAGUUAGCCAAAGUGCCUGCCUUGGAAGGGACUGAAGACACAAGUGUGUUUAGCAUUGCUGAGAACUUAAAUAACCAUAUGAUGGGGCACAUUUGGAACUAGAAAAUCUACCUCGAUUGUCACGGACGUGAUUCAUUGGCUCAGAAAUGUUCUUGCACACCAUGUUUUUUACAUAUAGACUAGUUUAAUUUCAGGGUUUUUUUUUUUACACCACAAGCCAAUUUAUAGGAAGGAAUGCUGUGAGCAAAUCUCAAGCUGUAAAUUUCUGUGUUUACCUGUGUUUGGGUGCUGUUUGCACUCACCAGGAUCUGUGAGUUCUGUUUCAGUGUCUGCCAGUCGUCUCUUGAGGCAAAAUUCACUUUAAAGACGGUGAAGCCCGACUCACCAUUGCCUUAUGCCACGUGCAAUCCUUACUGUCAUUGAAGAGAUCAAAAAUCCUGGUGGUGCAGACUGUUUUCACCUCUGCAUUUGCCUUUGUGUAGGUGAUA
This is a messenger RNA of Neopelma chrysocephalum (saffron-crested tyrant-manakin), 1508 nucleotides long. It is a transcript of the gene SLC35D2, whose product is annotated as solute carrier family 35 member D2. The transcript has 12 exons. Gene Ontology annotation, cellular component: Golgi apparatus. NCBI's taxonomy places the organism in Eukaryota, Metazoa, Chordata, Aves, Passeriformes, Pipridae. Gene Ontology annotation, molecular function: GDP-fucose transmembrane transporter activity; antiporter activity. The coding region runs from base 38 to 1027 and encodes 329 amino acids. The record is from RefSeq and is a predicted model, not a curated record.